This is a messenger RNA of Nematolebias whitei (Rio pearlfish), 2013 nucleotides long. Its product is annotated as extracellular calcium-sensing receptor-like. Lineage: Eukaryota; Metazoa; Chordata; Actinopteri; Cyprinodontiformes; Rivulidae. The transcript has 6 exons. The record is from RefSeq and is a predicted model, not a curated record. Gene Ontology annotation, biological process: G protein-coupled receptor signaling pathway. Gene Ontology annotation, cellular component: membrane. Gene Ontology annotation, molecular function: G protein-coupled receptor activity. Bases 151 to 2013 code for a protein of 620 amino acids.
UGCCUUUCUGAUAAGCAGCAGUACCCAACGUUUUUCAGAACAAUUCCCAGUGAUCAGUUCCAGGCUGAUGCACUGGCCAAGCUGGUGAAAUACUUUGGCUGGACUUGGAUUGGUGCUGUUCGUUCUGACUCAGAUUAUGGAAAUAAUGGCAUGGCAUCUUUUCUUGCUGCAGCACAGAGAGAGGGGAUCUGUGUGGAGUACUCUGAAUCUUUCUUUCGAACAGACCCACAUACCAAGAUCAGGAGGGUAGCCGAUGUUAUCCGCAGGUCAACAGCUAUGGUUGUUGUAGCUUUUACAGCCUCUGGAGAUAUGGGUGUCCUGCUACAGGAGCUGGCUCGUGAACCUUCACCACCUCGUCAGUGGGUAGGAAGUGAGGGCUGGGUAACUGACCCAAACUAUUUGAGCUUCAGUUUUUGUGCAGGAACCAUUGGAGUUGGCAUUCAGCAGUCUGUCAUCCCAGGGCUGAGAGACUUCCUGCUGGAUCUCUCUCCCACUGAAGUGGCUGCCUCCUCGGUGCUCACAGAGUUCUGGGAGGAUGCAUUCAACUGCAGCUUUAAAAAAAUUACUGAUAUAUACAAAAAAGUGUGUGAUGGAACUGAAGCUAUAAAAACACUUCAAAGCCCGUAUACUGAAACAUCUCAGCUACGAAUUACUAACAUGGUGUACAAGGCUGUUUAUGCAAUAGCUCAUGCCAUUCACAAUGUUGUGUGUGAUGAAACACAUAUUACUACUCAGUGUGACAAAAACACAAGACUGGAGUACAAACAGGUUUUGACAGAACUAAAAAAAGUAAACUUUUCCCAAAAUGGUUAUCCUGUAUCAUUUGAUGCUAAUGGGGAUCCUGUGGCUUUUUAUGAGUUGGUGAACUGGCAGAAGAGUGAGAGUGGAGUUAUCAAGCUGGUAACAGUAGGCUACUAUGAUGCAUCACUGCCAAAAGGCCAGGAGUUUAGGAUUACCAGGAAUCUAACAUGGGUGGAAGGUGGCACAGAAGUUCCAGUGUCAGUGUGCUCAGAUAGUUGUCCUCCAGGAACUCAUAAAGUGCUGCAGAAAGGAAAACCCAUCUGCUGCUAUGAUUGUAUACCAUGCCCAGAAGGAGAAAUUAGUAAUACAUCAGAUUCUCUUGAUUGCUUCAAAUGCCCAAGUGAAUUAUGGCCAAAUGAAGAAAGAAAUACUUGCUUCCCGAAACCUGAAGAGUUUCUAUCCUUUGAUGAUGUCCUGGCCAUUGUGCUAGCUGCAUUUUCAAUUACUGGGGCCUGUCUGGCCAUGAUUACAGGAGUUAUUUUCUUUUGUCACAGAACAACUCCAAUUGUCAGAGCCAACAACUCUGAGCUGAGCUUCCUGCUGCUCUUCUCUCUGACUCUGUGUUUCUUAUGUUCAUUAACUUUCAUUGGAGCUCCCUCUGAGUGGUCCUGCAUGCUGCGACACACAGCUUUUGGUAUCAUCUUUGUUCUUUGUAUCUCCUGUGUACUUGGGAAAACUGUAAUGGUUUUAAUGGCCUUUAAAGCUACACUUCCAGGUAGUAAUGCCAUGAAAUGGUUUGGGCCAACACAGCAAAGAAUGACUGUAGUGUCUCUUACAUUUAUUCAAGUUUUGACAUGUACUGUUUGGUUGGUACUAAGCCCUCCUUUCCCUGUAAAAAAUCUGGCUACAUACAAGGAGAAGAUCAUCCUGGAAUGUGCAUUAGGCUCUGCUGUUGGCUUCUGGGCUGUGCUCGGGUACAUUGGUCUGCUGGCUGUUUUUUGCUUUGUGUUAGCUGUUCUAGCUCGAAAACUACCUGAUAAUUUUAAUGAAGCCAAGCUGAUAACCUUCAGCAUGCUGAUAUUCUGUGCAGUGUGGAUCACCUUUAUCCCAGCAUAUGUCAGCUCUCCUGGAAAGUUUACUGUGGCUGUGGAGAUAUUUGCUAUUCUGACCUCCAGUUUUGGACUGAUACUAUGUAUAUUUGCUCCAAAGUGUUUCAUUAUAUUAUUUCGGCCAGAGAAAAACUCCAAGAAAUAUUUAUUAAAGAAAAACUGA